Pisolithus orientalis is the source of this 1148-nucleotide messenger RNA. RefSeq lists its product as uncharacterized. Lineage: Eukaryota; Fungi; Basidiomycota; Agaricomycetes; Boletales; Pisolithaceae. The transcript is spliced from 8 exons. The coding region runs from base 106 to 1083 and encodes 325 amino acids. The record is from RefSeq and is a predicted model, not a curated record.
CGUGAUUGGUGAACUGCCAUCAGGAACAAGUAAUGCCAACGAACCUAAUAAUUGAAAAGCGCCAUUUGUUCAGUGCCAUCUGUCCUUUCUCCUCCCACUCUCAACAUGAUACCCUUCAAUCUUGAAUGGUCGUCGUUGGCGAUCCUAGCGAUAGGAUUGCUUUCUAUACGUCCGUUGAGGGCAACUGCCCAACAGACCACAGCUUCCUGUCUGUCGCAGUUCAACUGGAUGGACAAUAGCAAGAACCAGAAUCCCUGUCUCGUCGCUGCUUACGUGCAAGGCGAGUGUUCCGGUGGUCAAUUUACUGUUGAUCAACUGGAUCCUAACACUCACUACGUUGGUCCUUACGUCGACGAGGCAAAUCCUUGCGAAUGCAGCACUGUAACAUACUCUCUCAUCAGUGCUUGCUCUAUUUGUCAAAAUCGUACCUACAUCGCCUGGAGUUCAUGGUCUACCAAUUGCUCCACGGUUUACCCUGGAUACCCAGAGAGCAUUCCCACCGGGACUGCUAUACCUCAGUGGGCUUAUCAAGAUGUCGUAACAACUGAUGAUUUCAAUGUAACUCUUGCUCAAGCAGUUGGAGACAGUCCCGAGUCGACAGCCACCACAGCGCCAGCCACUGCUACCAGCGUCUCCACCACUACGGGCGUAGUUGCUUCUCUCACUGCAGCGCCAAGCUCUUCUACAACGUCCUCAUCCCAACCUUCUUCAAAGUCCACCAAUACAAGCGCAAUUGUGGGAGGCGCAGUGGGCGGGGUAGUUGGACUGGCAGCCAUAGCCGGUCUAGCUACUUGGUUCUUCCUUCGCCGUCGCCGACAAGCAACGCCUUUCAGCGCUACAGACGGUGGAGCACCGCCCCCAGCGACCAAUAGCAUGUACAUGGGCUCAAGCCCAUUCACUUCUCUUGCCACUCAACCGAAACUCUAUGAUCCAUCUGAUCCCAGCACGUUCCCUACCUCACCACCCUCCCCGACUAUCCAAACGAGCCCUUCCAAUGGUUACCAAAAUCCCUCUGUUCACUCUAACUUAUACGCCUUUCAAAGCGGGCGUCCUGGUGGAUAUAAUGGCGUUCCCGAACUUUAACUGGUCAUUUGCUUGGACGCCUGACUUCCUACUCCUGAUCGUCCAAAUUGUCUCGGCAUCGGGUG